GGGCGGGGGGGAAGAGACGGGUGCGCAGGCGUAGUAGCGUGUUGGAACCGAAGUGUAGGACUUUGGACCAGCCUUGGUCUGGAGACUCAGUCUGCCUUGAAGAGGGGAAUCCAGAAGAGGAAGAAGAAGAAAUGGCUCCUGUGUUAUUGCCAACCGUGUCCCAGGAAUCUGUGACCUUCAAGGAUGUGGCAGUGAACUUCACCCAAGAAGAGUGGCAACGGCUGAGCCCCGCGCAGAGGGACCUUUACAGGGAUGUGAUGCUGGAGAACUAUCGCAACCUCAUCUCCCUGGGGCUUCCCAUUUCUAAACCCGAUAUGAUUUUCCAGCUGGAGCAAGGGGAAGAGCCUUGGAGACUUGAUUUGCAAGGAAAUGAGGAAAAAGCAGGCCCAAGAAAUAUUUCACUAAGCUGGGAGAAUAUGCCUGAGACUCAGGAGUUAACUCCAAAGCAGAACAUUUCUGAAGGAGAACCAGACAUAUUAAUGGAAAGACUCAGAGGAGAGAUUUCUCCUGUACCUGAGGACAGAGUAGAAAAGCAGAGGGAAAACAACAUAGGGAAGACAAGAGAAAAACCCCUUUUCCAUGAGAGAGGUUUCAAGCAAAUCUCAAUAAAUCCUGCCCCAAAAACCACUAAAGAGAGAGGCCAUGAAUGCAAUCAGUGCAGGAAAUCCUUUUUUGAUCGUUCUUCCCUCAAUCGACAUCAGAGAACUCAUACUGGAGAGAAGCCCUAUGCAUGUAAGGAAUGUGGGAAAGCUUUCAGCCAUAGCAGCAGCCUCAGGAGACAUGAGAUGACCCACACAGGAGAAAGUCCUUAUGAAUGUAGAGAGUGUAGGAAAGCCUUCUAUGACCGUUCAUCUCUCGCUGUACAUGAGAGAAUUCAUACUGGAGAGAAGCCCUACGAAUGUGAUGACUGUGGGAAAGCCUUCUUUGACAGAUCAUCUCUCACUCGACAUCAGAGGAUUCAUACUGGGGAGAGUCCCUAUGAAUGUAACGAAUGUGGAAAAGCCUUUAGCCAAAAAAGCAUCCUUACUCGACAUCAGCUAACACAUACUGGAGAGAAGCCCUAUGAAUGUAAUGAAUGUGAAAAAGCCUUCUUUGGUCUCUCAUCCCUUAUUCGACAUCAAAGGACUCAUACUGGAGAGACUCCCUUUGAAUGUAAUGAAUGUGGGAAAGCCUUUUUUGACCGAUCAUCCCUUACUCAACAUCAGAAAAUUCAUAGUAAAGAGAAGCCCUUUGAGUGCAAUGAAUGUGGAAAAGCCUUCAAUCAAAGAAGUCACCUUAACCGACAUCAGAGAACUCAUACUGGAGAGAAGCCCUAUGAAUGUAGUGUAUGUGGAAAGGUAUUCAGUAGCAAGUCAUCUAUCAUCCAACAUCAACGACGUUAUGCCAAAGAGUAGUCUUGGAGAUAUUAUGAGCUUGGGAAAAAUUUCAUUUAUCCUUUUUACUUUAUUAUAUUGCCAAUAUUUAACGUGGGACAAGAGACCCCAUUAAAAUAUUAAGAUGGGGAGGCCAAUUUUAAAAUGUUUCUUAAAUCUGCUACCAUUUCUGGUUGCUAUUUCCUUUUUUCCCUUUUCUUUUGCUUCUUGUUUCUUGAACAAGUAGCCUGUAGGUACCCUAUCAUAAACUGAGUUAGGUAUUUCAGAUACAAAAUGUUGCUCUAAGAACAUUACCAAAACCAGUCUUUGCUAGAUGUUGUAAGGUCUGAUUGGAAAAGGUAAAGGUGGGGGAAAAAAUAGUAUAAAGUGACCAGAACAAAUUAUUUUAAAAAGGGGGAAAGGUGGGAGCUUGAAAGAAAAAGAGAAUCAUGAAUUCCCCAUAGACAUACAGGUUCCUUUAUCUGAUCACAUGUAUUUGGGAUCUUUACUAUCUGAUGGCUUAGAGCCCCAAUCCUAUGGAAGCCUCCACCUAAAGCAGAAAGCAUCAGCCCUAGAAUCUGGAAAACCUGAUGGCAGGACUAUAAAUACCUUGUAGCUCUGCAUAUGACUUCAUUCUACCAGUCUUGGCAGCUUUCCUGGGAUCUGACCCUUAACUCCUGCCUUGGGUCUUCCUACAUCCUGGUUCUUAGGAUGUUAGGUUUACUUGGACUUUGGCCCUUCUAAACUCCAGUUAUCAUGAACUGUAUAGCUUUCAGACCCAAUUUCCUACCAUUAGCUUAAAUCAUUCUUGUGUCUAGGCCUUUUAAGGGCUGAGCUGCCCAGUCUGACACAAAGGUGGAAUCCCAAGCUCACCAUUUUCUCUUCCAACUGAACAUCCUGCCUCCACUUUCUCAUUACCCAUUCAUAUCUUAACUCUUUAUGUCCUACUAAAACUCCUCAAAAGUUACUUCUAGUUUUCUUCCAUCAGAAUCUAGUGGCUAUUAUUUUAUUAUCUAUUGACUUUCUUCUUCAUAGGACUAGCCCUUCUAUUUUGACCAUCCCCUUCAAACUCUCUUAUGUUUGCCUAACAAUAUAAUCUCCCUUUCAUGCCUCCCACCUUGGCAGACCCUGCUCUUUUUUCUUUCUUACCUAUAGCCCUUGCCUUCAUUUCUCCCCAUUUCUUCUUUAGGAGAAGCUACCUAAUGAUUUCAGUCACCACCACCAUGUAUCUCCUUUUCAGUUUAACACUGAUGUCAGAACCCUGCAAGUUAAGGGAUUCAUUUGGCCAGGCAAUCAACCAGGUAUAAACCAGCAUUCCAUGGCUUUCUGACUUGUUCUGCACAUAGAGCUCCAGCAGCAACACACUUCAUCCCACUGAGAGCUAGGGGCACACCAAAGAUUGAGUUUGUUUUCAUGUAUUUAUAUAUGGGGUUUGGUCAAGUGCAAGAUGCAAGGGGGACCAAGAUGCCAGAUUCAAGGGAACAAUUGAGCUGCUUGGCAUAUCCAGGAAUGUGAAGACAAGUCCAAUGGGGUAAAUGAAAGAGGGAAACAGUGUAUAUCAUAACCAUGGGGGAACUGGUUUGGGAAUGUUCUGAAGUCUUCAUAGCUGAUAUGAGUUGGCCUAUGAUGGAUCCAGGGCAUUUGUGGCCUUCUUUUAACCUAGUAGGAUGAGGUAGCAGCUAUUCUUCAUUCUAGCAUCUUAAAAGGACUGAUGAUUAAGAGUCCAAGUCUUUAUAGUUUGCAUUCUCCAUAUGUUACCUGUGCUUCUGUCAAAUAGUGUUCAGCCACUAUCUGCAGUAAAUCUCAACUUGGUUGUUUCUCUCUCACUUUACACUUAAAAGACAAAGACUGAUUUCAGCAGGAUAGGAAACUCCUUGGGGAGAAAAUGACUACAAAGAAUAUAGGUUGGCAACCUCUCUGCAACUUAUGGAAAUAAUUGUUAUUGUUCAGUUGUGUCUGACUCUUCAUGACCCCAUUUGGGACUUUCUCGGCAAAUAUUCUGGAGUAGUUUUCCAUUCCUUUAUCCAGCUCAUUUUAUAGAUGAGGAACUGAGGCAAACUGUUAAAUGACUUGCCCAGGGUCACACAACUAAUACAUGUCUGAGGCCAGAUUUGAACUCAUGAAGGUGGGUUUUCUUGAUUCCAGGCCUAGCUACAAAAGAACCUUAGAGACCAUCUAGUCCAACCUCUUCAUUUUAUAGAUGAGGAAACUGAGGCAGGGCCCCAAACCAUAUCAGUCUAAGUUACAGAGGCAGUAUAGUAUCUGAAUGUCAGUCAUCUGAUUCCAAAUCCACUGCUCUUCAAUUUUGAAAUAACCUGAUUAGCAGGAGUCAGGAUUUUUUUUUUUUGCUUCCUCAAAUAACCUUGCAAAUAGUAGGUGCUCAAUAAAGAGUUGUUGAAUAAAUGAAUGACUUGUUGUUCUCAUAUUCAGUAAGCCACUAGUUUCUGUUAAUCCUCAUUUGUCACCAUUUUCUUUGCCAUCAGCAUAGUCCAGAGCUUUUGGUCUCCCUACUUUGAAUUCUGUCUCCUCCUCAUGCAUCUUGCAUAACUUUCCCAAUCAAAAGCCCCAAAUGCUUCCAUCAGGUCUAAACUCUGCCAGCCAUUUAAGAUCUUCUUUAAUCAGACCAUAUCCUAUCUAUUAAAUGUUAUCUCCAAACACUUCAGUCCCUUAGUCUCUUCAGUAUUCCUCGAGAUACUCUACUCAUUCUCAUUUUUUUCUGCCUGGUCCCCUAUACCUGUCCUGUUCCCAAUUUCUUUUGCAACUUAAGUGUCAGUUCUCCACAAAGCCUGCUUUCUCUAAAGACUCUAAAGACCAUUCUGCUCUAUCUAAAUGCUCCUUUAUCAGCCUCUCAGCCUUGAUCCAAAACCACAAAUCACUUUUUCAAUAUUUCCAUAUUCUGUGCUCAACUGAUUCCCACUAAAGUGUCAGUGAGUGCCAUCCCCAUCACACAGUAUAAUUCUCCCUGUUUGCUUGAUUAUAACCUUAUGUGGUAGUACUUUUGGUAGGAGGGUGGAUAUUUUUAGGCAGGUCCUUAAAUCACAACAUUCACCUGUUCUUAUGUAGAAGUUCAGUCAACAAGCAAAAGUCAAAUCACUAAGACGGACCUUGUGUUGAGGAGGGAAAGAGAGUAGGAAGGAUAGACCAUGACACCUCUGCAUCCCAUUUCUUCUUCCCUCCUUAGUCUUCUUUAUCAGAGAAUUUAGCUCUACCUAGUUUUUCUCCCUGAAAGCUUUUUAUUUGAUCCCAACUUCCUUUCACUGAUUGAUCCUCCAAGCAAGAUCCUGCUUCUAUCCUCAUUCUUUGAGGGUACAGGAAAUUUUCACUUGCAAUUAUUUCCAGCUGCCUGCUUGAGGAUUCUAAACCAGAGUCAUUGUGGAUGGUUGCUUACACCUAGUAACAUUUCUCUUUCAGAUUCCUCUUGAUCCUGAUUCUUCUGCAGGUGACAUUGCUGAUUGCAGUUCUGAUUUCAGUAACAAAUUCUAACCAUCCCUUGAAUAUCCUUUAUUACCACUGUGGCAGAGAUAAAUCUCUUGGAAACCUCUGGGCCUCAGCUUUGGGUACAGGAAGUGGGAGGUCCAUCUAUAAGAACAAUGAGAAAGAGCCUGUGUCAAGGACCUGUAAGAGGAUUCCUGAUGAGAAAUGGUAUUUUUGCUUGUGAUCCCAAAAGGUAUUCGCUAAGCAUAUUGGCUGAGUUUCUAUGCUCUCUUCCUGCUCAUUUCCUGCCUGGGUUGAUCUGAGGCAGACGAAUGGGAAGAACAGUCCUCAGAAAGUAUCUAAUCAGACUGGUCCUGUUAGAAAUAUUGGAAAGGGACUUAAAUGAUUGAAUUUCAGCUCAGAUCAUUAAUCCACAUUAAUCCACAUGCACACAGCUUACAAAGGGGAAAAAAAUGUAUCAUUUAACAAAAUAUGGUACUUUCAAGCAUUCCUGCUUGAAAAGAAACUUCGAAAUUUAAAAACAGAAUUAAAAGGUAAUUACAAAUGAGCAAGCAUAAGAUAUUAAGCAAGGAGGAAGCAUUUAUAAUUUAAUGGGAGAGACAUACAGUACCCUAAUUUCAUCAGAGGUCAUAGAGAGAAUCUAAUUAGACAUAGGGAGAGGGAAGAAAUAAUCAUUUCUAUAGAGGCUACUUUGUGCCAGGCACUGUGCAAAACCACUUUUUACAAAUAUUAUCUCAUUUGAUCCUCACAACAGUCCUGAGAGGUAGGUACUAUUAUAUCUCCAUUCUACAGGUAAAACUGAGGCAAAUAGAUUCACCCAGGUUUGCCCAGCUAGUAAGAGUUUGAGGCCAAACUUGAAGAAAAAGAGUAGGCUGAUUUCCAUUUGUGAAACUGCAAACUGCCUAACAAUUACACCUUAGCACAAAAAAGGAUUGUAAUAAAUAUAGGUGACACAUAUGUGGGAUAUUCCCUUGGAAUAUUGGCUUCUACAUGCUAUUACAUAAGUAAAACCUAAACAAGGGGUUUAACUUAGCUAAGUGAAAUAUAUUGUCUAAGUUAACAAGUUUACUCCAUGCCUGACAAUAUGCUACAGGCUAGAAAUACAAAUAAAAGCAAAAAGGACGACAGUACCUGCCCUCUAGGAGCUUACAAUCUAAUAAAUAAUAGUGAAGAUAACACCUAAAAGGAAACCAAAUAAUGGUGUGGGGGCAAGUAGAGAUAGAUGAAAGUGCCAUAUGGGGGUAUGGGCCUAGGGAGGAAUGAAGGAGUAGACAUGGCUGGUCUGGAUGCUUCUUUAAAAUAAAUGUUCUAGGUGGGCAGCUGGGUGGCUCAGUGGAUUGAGAGCCAAACCUAAAGACUACAGGUGAUCCCAGACACUUCCUAACUGUGUGACCCUGAGCAAGUCACUUAACCCCCAUUGCCUAGUCCUUACUGCUUUUCUGUCUUAGAACCAAUACACAGUAUUGAUUCUAAGCUGGAAGGUUUAAAAAAAUAAAAA
Monodelphis domestica (gray short-tailed opossum) is the source of this 6285-nucleotide messenger RNA. RefSeq lists its product as uncharacterized. The record is from RefSeq and is a predicted model, not a curated record. Gene Ontology annotation, molecular function: DNA-binding transcription factor activity, RNA polymerase II-specific; RNA polymerase II transcription regulatory region sequence-specific DNA binding. Gene Ontology annotation, biological process: regulation of transcription by RNA polymerase II. Lineage: Eukaryota; Metazoa; Chordata; Mammalia; Didelphimorphia; Didelphidae. Gene Ontology annotation, cellular component: nucleus.